UUUACGUUAGAAAGCACACGAGCGCACACGCCCCUCCUCCCCUUAGGUGAGGUCAAGCCAGCGAAGAGGGGAAAAGACGCAUUGUUGACAGGUGCACGGAAACAUUUACCGGGAAGAAAUGGAUUCCAAGACAGUCCUGUGCGAAAGUUUAAUAAUUUGGUUACAGACUUUCAACACCCCUUCAUCCUGCAAGACAAUACAGGACUUGACUACAGGAGUGGCCAUUUCUCAGGCUCUUCAUCAAAUAGACCCUGCGUGGUUCAAUGACAGUUGGCUGACUCGCAUUAAGGAGGAUGUUUCUGAAAACUGGAGGCUAAAGAUGAACAACCUAAAAAAGAUUCUUCAGAUGGUGGUGGAUUACUAUAAUGAGGUCCUGGCACAGCAGAUCUCUGACUUCCCGCUUCCGGAUCUGGUCCGCGUGGCUGAGCACUCCGACCCCGUGGAACUGGGUCGUCUCCUGCAGCUGGUUCUGGGCUGCGCUAUUAAAUGCGAGAGAAAACAAGAAUAUAUCCAGAUCAUCAUGACGUUGGAAGAGUCGGUGCAGCAUGUCGUGAUGACAGCCAUUCAGGAGUUAAUGAAUAAGGAACAGAUGUCACAGUUUGGAGUGGACCCUCUGCUGGACAUAGAGCAGCAGCUGAAGAAGGCGCUGGAGGACCUCUCGGAGCUGGCAUCUGAGAAGGAAGAGCUGGCCAAGAGGUGCCUUGAGCUGGACACUCAGGUGGCCGUGCUCCAGGAGGAGAGGAACAGCUUGCUGGCUGAGAACGACCUGCUGACGGACCGAUCCAGCCAGCUGGACUCCUUCGACGACCCCAGUACGCCGUCGGGGAAGAAAUACUGCCAGCUCCAAUUCCAGCUGGAGCAGCUUCAGGAAGAGAACUUCAGGCUAGAGGCUGCGAAGGAUGACUACCGCAUCCACUGCGAGGAGCUGGAGAAGCAGCUGGUGGAGGUGCAGCACCGCAACGACGAGCUCACCUGCCUGGCCGAGGAGUCGCGCUCCCUGAAGGAUGAGCUGGACAUCCUGAGGAGCUGUUCUGACCGGGCCGUGAAGCUGGAGGCCUCAGUGGAGACCUACAGGAAGAAGCUGGAAGACCUGAGCGACCUGCGGCGGCAGGUGAAGGUUCUUGAGGAGAAGAACAUGACCUACAUGCAGAACACCGUGAGCUUGGAAGAGGAGCUACGCAAAGCCAAUGCGGCUCGAACCCAGCUGGAGACCUACAAGAGGCAGGUCCAGGAGCUGCACAGGAAGUUGUCAGAAGAGUCCAGGAGGGCCGAUAACUUGGCCUUUGAAAUGAAAAAGUUUGAGGAGAAAUAUGAUACUGUCAUUAAGGAGAAAGAGAGGGUGAUUGUUGAGCGGGAUUCCUUGAAGGAGACCAAUGAGGAGCUGCGUUGCACACAAGCUCAGCAGAGCCAGCUCAUUCAAGCAGGAAUGUUUCCUGCUGGAAAUGCGACGCAUGACAACCUCGCAGCAGAACUCCUGCCUAUAGAGUACAGGGAGAAGUUCAUCCGUCUGCAACACGAGAACAAGAUGCUGCGCCUGGACAGAGAGGGAUCAGAGAACGAGCGCAUCGCUGAGCUGCAGGCCCGGCUCGAGGAGGCCCACCGGCAGCGGACGGAGCUGGACACGGAGAUCAGGUUGAACCAGGAGAGAAUCUCUGAGUUGCAGCUCCAGGUGGAAGACCUCCAGAAAGCCCUGCAAGGCCAAGGAUCCAAAACUGAAGAUUCGCAUCUGAAGAAGAAACUGGAUGCUCACAUGGUGCAGCUGAACGAGGCUCAGGAUGAAAUCAUGAAGAAGAAGGAGCUUCUUGAAGAUCUGCAGCCAGACAGCACGCAGACCACCCUGAAGAUUGAUGAGCUGCUUGGUGCUCUGAAGAAAAAGGAUGAAGACAUGAGGGCGAUGGAGGAGCGCUACAAGAUGUACCUGGAGAAAGCCCGGAACGUCAUAAGGGCCCUGGAUCCCAAACUGAACCCGGCCACAGCUGAAAUCCAGGCCCUGAAAAACCAGCUGCUGGAAAAAGAUAGAAGAAUCUUGAGUCUUGAGCGUGAGUGUGAGCAGGCGAAACUCCGUGAGUAUGAGGAGAAACUCAUCGUGACGGCCUGGUACAACAAGAGCCUGACCUUCCAGAAGAUGGCCAUCGAGUCGCGGCUGGCCGGGCGUUCCAACUCCACAACAGCGCCCCCUGUCCAAUCCUUCCUCGCGCAGCAGCGGCAGGUGACCAAUGCCCGGCGCCCCCUGUCAGUCAGUGUGCCCGUGGCCGCGGCCCCCUCAAAGUAACGUCACUCCUCACCCCGAACACGCCUUCAAGUGACCUUAAGCACCGGAGCGAGAAUCUCGGAUCCCGGUCACGGCUUCCACUCCACACAAGUCAAACCCGCAAAGCCACUUGGCCAGCACUGGGGUCUUUUAUUGUGACGGCGGGUUCGGGUCACAUCUGGGGUCUUGCUAUUGUGUCUGGUAGCUGAUCUCAGGUCAGGGAAAUUCUGUGAAUACUCAGUAUCCAUAGUGAUAACUGUAUAAAGCUGAACACUCUCAUCCUUGUGUAUAUAUAACUAACUUGGGCACAUGCGGACAGGAGAAGUGUGUUUAAAAUUCUUUAUAAAGCAGAUUUAAUAAUAUAAUUGUUACAGGAUUUUUUUUCUUCUUGGGGUUAAAUGUACAAAAAUAUAGAAUAUAAAAAUAGAAGCGAAUUGGUGCUGGACAUCAGCUUCUUCUCUUCUUGCAGUAGCUGUAGUUCACGCGUUUCGAAGGGGAGACUCCUGUCGCAUAGAGACACCACAUAUACUGGGAUCGGGGCCCCUCCAAGGGGUACUGUGCUUAACGUGUUGUUUGAAAUGGGCCAGCUCGACCUGUGCUAUUUAUUUCGCCUAAAGAGUGAGUUGAUUACUGCAUGCCCUGUUGAAAUUAUAUAGGUGGCUUUGUUCCUUUCAGUUUUUUUGUUCUGAUUUGUAGAAAUCUCAAAGGAUGGUGUCAGAAUGACGAGGAACCACUCCUGCCUUUUGACAUAAACAACAUUUGUGAUAUUUAUGAGUUGUGCACAGGGAUUUCUGUCAGACACAAAUAGUGUGAUUCCAUUCAGAAGUUGACUUCUCCUUCUUUAUAUAAUACAGGUUUAUUAGAGUAGUUCCAGUAAGAAUAGACCCAGCCCAAAAACUAGGGGUCUCUAAUUGCACUCAAACAUUCUCUCCACCGUUUUUUUUCUGUUGUCUAUUUAUAUUUAAUUUGUAUCUUUCAGCUAGUCUUUUUAAAUUCCUGUUGUUUUUAAACUAUAUAAUAGUCACAUUCAUGCACAAAGUAUCCAUGAAGUGGAUUACAAAGUGUCUUUUUGUUUUGUUGAAAAAACAUGAAAACAUUAUGAUAAAAUACUGGAUGACCAUAGUUGAUUUAAGCAACAUAAAUUACUAUUACUAAGGCAGAAAUUGAUCAGUGUAAACCCAAAAAUAAACCCAUAAAAUCACAUAUAAAUGAAAUGCCAUAUGAGUUGAGCCGUAGAGAUUUGAGAUAUUUUUAAAAGAUUUUAAAACAUUGAGAUUUAAUCUAAAAACCUUUUCCAUGGUAAUUCUUGGGUAAAUUUGACCUAAAAGAAGCACUUAAUGAAAAUAAAAUACAUUAAUUUUUUUAACUCGUUAGUGUCAUAUUUAUAGUAUAAUAAAGUAUUAUAUAUUUGUUAAUUGUCUUGUUAAUUUAGACAUGAUUCUGAUGACCCACUGUGUACGCUGGUUUUUGUUACUUUUGAGCGGCUAUUGGAAAGCACUUCUCAAAUCAAAUCAAUGUAUCUGUGGGUUCACUGAUUGUUUGGUUGCUAUCUGUGCUUUAGUUUUGCUGUGAGGACUUGGUUAAUUUACCUUUGCUCAAUACAUGAUAAAAUAAAGCCAAUUUUAAAGCACAAA
Paramormyrops kingsleyae is the source of this 3885-nucleotide messenger RNA. RefSeq names its product hook microtubule-tethering protein 1 (gene hook1). Gene Ontology annotation, molecular function: dynein light intermediate chain binding; microtubule binding. Gene Ontology annotation, cellular component: cytoplasm; centrosome. The record is from RefSeq and is a predicted model, not a curated record. Gene Ontology annotation, biological process: cytoskeleton-dependent intracellular transport; cytoplasmic microtubule organization. NCBI's taxonomy places the organism in Eukaryota, Metazoa, Chordata, Actinopteri, Osteoglossiformes, Mormyridae.